This is a messenger RNA of Cylicocyclus nassatus, 2565 nucleotides long. Lineage: Eukaryota; Metazoa; Nematoda; Chromadorea; Rhabditida; Strongylidae. The record is from the annotation of a GenBank genome assembly.
AUGACAUGGUUAGAACUCGCCAAUAAUUUCUCAAAUAUAGAUCAGCCCUGCAUCAUUGGCUUUGUUAAGCGAAAAUCGCGACGGUGGAGAUACAUAAGCGGGUAUUGCACACAUCAGUGGCCAAUAUCUGGCUCGGGUCCAGAUCUGGCGGGUAUUGUGGUGACGGGUAAUGUAGAUAUGGAUAUACUAAACGAUGCGAUUCAGCGGGUCAUAGAGGAUAGACGUUCGAAUUUGUACCAAAAUUCGGCCAGUGACGUUGUGGCCAAUUUAGGAAAAAUAUGGGAUAAUAGUAAAUUUCAAAUAAAGAAUGACGCCGAUGUGUUAACCCUCCAACAACAGAAAAAUUCUUUGCCUUCUGAUGGCACAACAAUGUCAGUAGUUCUUGAAUUCGCUCAUUCUCUAAAGAAUUUGAGCACUUCGUCGUUAAUAAUGAUGUCAACAGCGGCUGACUGUGCCUAUAUUUGUGUGCAACGUUUACUGUGCAUAUGUUUAAACGAAAGGACAUCUUUUGAGAUCGAGCCGCAUGCUCCGGCGCAAAGUUGGCAGCAACAUGCUGCUAUGUGUUUCUCGCAAACUGCUCUGUGUACAUGUCUCAAAUUUGCUGCUGGUGGACCAUUCUCGCUAUUGUCACUAGCCUUACAUGGUCAACAACCCGUGUGGAAGUAUUUGGAAUCCAGAGAGCCUGCACCGGGACGCAAUAGAAGACCCUUGAAGCCACCACUAAUACAUCGCGAUUCUUCAUCAGUGCUUAUGGAUGCUGGCCAGGAUGAUGCGGGAUCGGAUGCGAAGAGCUAUGCUCAAGCUCACCGUAGUUCCUCUUUGCUCAGAAAUGCGCCUACGCCCACUCUGCAUCGUCGAUGUUGGACCGCUGUGAAGCAUCCAGAAUUGAUAGUUCGUGCCGAGAAACUCCUACGAUCAUCCACGUCCGAACUAUUGCUGGCACUUGUGGCCGGUGCCUUACGAAACUAUUUUCGGGAGCAGGGUAUACUCCAUCCACCGGAUGUUGACUGUGUAACCCCUGGUUCAGAUCGUGGUUGUCAUCCAAUAGGAGAUCGAUGCGAGACGAGCUUGUUACCACUUCGACUACCUACAAGUGUUGAAGGAGCAAUUCCAAGGCUGUGGGCCGUACAACGAAACAUCGCUAAAGUUAUGGAAGGACCCAUAUCUGGUGCUGUAACAAUCGUACAGUGUAUUGCUCGAAGUUGUCUACCAGCAUCAAUAGCAACUAGUGCAUUUCGACUGGUCUAUAGAUCGCAUGCAGUAUUUUUUGCCUUCUAUAGAGUAGCUGCAAAUAAGCUCAAUGCUGAUGAGGCCAUCCAGACGAUGUUCAUUUUCCCAUCAUUGGCCCAAUCAGUCCGUGCAGCUUUCGUCUUUAUUCAACAUGGGAAUGGCAUAGACCUGAGUAUAUCUCUUUGUAGCAGGACUUUUCCAGACCCAGAGAAAGUCAUAGAAAGCUUUCAGCGCGAAUCGCAGCUUUUGCUUGAUCAUCUUUCGCUUCGACUUCUUUCACUUCCUGAAACUACCGUACUACCUGGUAUAGCUCUAUGUUUACGCCAUGAAAGGACCGAGAACGAGGUGGACAGUGAGAUGUUCGGUAGCCCAUUCUUCAGUCGCGAUGUUACCGAUGAACAAUUGGAUGUGAAUGAUCACGAAUAUUCUCUAGAAGAACUUUAUCAACUUCUAGAUGUAGUGCAGACCGAGCUCGAUAGCAUGCGAUCCAAUCCCGAAAUGGGUUUACGCAGCCAAUACAUCGAUCGACUAACCCGUUUGGAGCAGAAAAUGCAGAAUUUUCAUGAAUGUAUUUCUGAAAAACUGAGCGCCGAGAAGGUGAAGUUACCCGGGCAGUCGGAUGACGAUGAGGUUGGCGAUGCGGUCGCCAACGUCUUGGCACCAUAUAAGGGUGAUCCGGGCUCAUCUGGUCGUCGCUUCAGUCGUGAAUACGCGCGAACAGAAACCACGACAAGUCGAAAGAAUUCAAGAGCAUCUCUCUGAUCCGACAGAGUCGUCUCAUUUCAGCAGUCACCUACGUAAUUGCACUGUUUAUAGUUAUCGUGGCUAGGCGAUGGCGCUACACCUUCUUCUGCCUUUUGCAGCUUUUUCAGACUAUACCACCCCCAUCUUACUUUCCUACAAAAUUCAAAAGAAAGUGGUGCAAUUACACAAAAUGACUGUUGAAGUGAAGAUUAGAGUAGCUAUUUUUCCAACCAAAGACGAAAUUAUUACACUACUAAAUGUCUUACCAGUCAGCUUUCAGCGCCUUGAACAUUCCAUUUUGUUCUUCAUCUCUUUCCUUCUGGGCUCCAGUUUUUACGCCAAAGAACAAUUUUUUCUUGCAUUUUUAUCAUAUCGUGGCCGGUCUCAUCUUCAUUGACGGGUUUCACUGGAGCUUGUUAUUUACUUUUUGCCAAGCUGUCAGGUUUGCUUCCUCCUAUAUUAAACGCUCCUUCCAUAAUUCUGUGGCUGUAAAGCUCUGUGACGAAUUCACUUUCAUAUUUGCCGCAUUGUAUACAUAUCCUAGUUUUAUCGCAAAUAAAUUUUCCGUGAUUGAAUCAGAAACGACACUGU